Molecule: messenger RNA, 2996 nt
Organism: Cinara cedri
Lineage: Eukaryota; Metazoa; Arthropoda; Insecta; Hemiptera; Aphididae
Source: the annotation of a GenBank genome assembly
UGUACAGUAAACUUACAACUUGAAUUUCUACAACAGGAUUUCAGUGAAAAUGUCGUACGAGAAAGGAUAUUGUUACAAUAAGGUUAUAUUAAUUUUCGUUUUUCUGUCAACGAUUGUUGCAGACAACCAAAUGGCAGAUCAUCUUGUGGAAAUUGAACAGAGUGUAAGUAUUUCUAAUACUAUAGAUAAUAACGUGAAACAAGUUACAAUUCAAUACGGACAAUCAUUAUUACAUUACCAAAUAUUAGUUUACGAUCAUGAACCUUCUUUAGAGCCAAUCGAUAAAAGAUAUGCGUUCCACAAUGUCAUAAGUUGUGUUUUUGGCGAAUGGACUAUAAAUCAGUUAUACUAUUUCGUUCGUACAUUCCCGUUGACGUAUCAGAGCUCAUUUUUAAAUACGAAUUUUGAUAAUUUUUUUAAUAAAUAUUUCGAAUAUUUUGUCCAUAAGUUAAACAAAAUUAAGAAAAACAUUCAAAAAUUCAUAGAUAUACUACACAAUUUUAUACGCAUUAACCCGAUUAGUGCAAAUUACUACGACAAUGCUGUUUUAAAAUCAUUGAUAUCGUUGGAAAUCAAAAUAUACUUUAUGACAUUGAAAAAUGGUGAGCAAUUAUCUGAAUUUCAGAGAACAGAUACAGUUGUGAUUCAAGAAAUUCUCGUAGAAAUGAAUUCAAUUCAACGUUUUUUGUCAGUGUAUUGUGAUAUUAUAACAUCACCAUUCGACAACGAAAUAGAUCCACUAUUUUAUAAUUAUUUAACAAUCGUUAAAAACAAAAAAACUACCGAUGAUUUGAUAAAUAUAAUUAAUGCACAGCCAUCAUUUUUUGGUCUGAAUUUGGGAUUAGACGGUUGCACAGUAAACAAAAUGUUCUUAGAAAAUAUUGUGUCAAUGUCUUCAAUGGAAGACGUCAUUUCGUUCGAUAUUGCCAAUACUCUGUUGAAAAUUACGUCCACUAAAUAUAUAUUAAUCAAAGACAUUUGGGCACAAAUCAGACCGUCGUACGACAUUGAAAAAAUAUUCUGGUAUCUGGAUUCCGUAAUAACCGCGAUCGUGAAAUUAAUAUUCCAUAAAAUACUCAAUUUGUUUUUAGAAAUAAAUAGUCGUUUAUCGCCAUCAAAUAUCGAUUUAAUUAAACAAUUGAAUACCAAAAUAUUCUAUUAUAAGUUUGUCUCUAUGUUAAAUUUACCUACACUUUUGGUCAAAGGUUUUGAGCUCUUACGCGAAUUUGUGGAAAACUUCAACCAUAAUACUCUCAUACAAAUGAAAGAAUUUUACGACAAAAUGGAUGACAUAAAAUUAUUCCCAACUAUUACUGUUAAUAAAGAUGAAGAUGAAGAUGACGAUGAAUUUUAUUUUUUUAAAUUUGACGAAGAAGUUAAAGUAUCUACAGUAACCACACCAAAAUUCAGUGAUUUUGAAAAUAACCCAAACUCAUAUUUGAUGUAUUUAUUAACAAAACUAGAAAACAAUUUCGACGAUUUAAUGUGUUUUCAUAGAUCUCAUAAAUGUCUAAAAAACGAUCAGGUUACAUUUGAUUUCCAAAAUAACAAAAGUAAAGAGCUACUUCAAUACAACACGAAUAAUAGUAGUCCAAACGAUUGUAGUUUUGUAUUCGAUAUAUACAUUAAUUGUUACGGGAUUAUUGUUAAACUUAACAAAGGAUUCAAUACAGGACCUAACGAUAAAAACAAUAAAUAUUUUAAACAGGCGUGGGAUACCAUUGAUGAUCUUAAAAACUAUAUUAUUUACAUGAUGAUUUCAAGAAAUGUUAAAGAAAACAAUCUUUUUGAAACGGCACAAAACAUAUUAAUUGUUUUGGUUAACCAAAACCGGGAUUCAACCAAUGAGAAUUUCUUAACCAGGAUGGUUAAUUUUAUUAUGUCAGAAUUGAAUAACUAUGCAAUUAAAUAUUGCACUUUACCAAGAUUUAGUUUUUUUUUGUUUAAUAAUGUAAAUUUUAUUCAAUAUAAGGAAGACGGUUUUUAUCAAUAUUCGGCAGGUUUGCAUUCAUCCGAUUCUAACACAGGCAACUACGUCAACCCUUUGCUAUAUUGUUACGAUGUACAAUUAUUGUAUAAGAAUUUGUAUGAUGAGUCGAAAGUGCUCCCCCCAUUAUUUUGUACUCAUCAAUUUCAUAUAAAAUUUAAUUGGAAAGGAAGGCGUCUAACAAUGCCAUUCGUAUAUAAUGAUAUUAUAUCUUUAUUUAUAAGUCCUCACUAUUUAGGUAAUUUUUAUGAUUUGGUUUUUAAAUUUUAUUUUUCAAUUUUUUUUAAUGAGUUUAAACAAAUUUAUGACUAUCUGGAAUUCUACAUUUGGAUAGAUCCAGAAAUCAAAAAUAUAUCCAAAAUACAUCUUGCUUCUCUACCUCCAUUGAGUAUGAUUUCACUUCCCAAUAUUCCAGAGAAAUUUAAUCCUUUAAUUAAUGAUAUAGAGAUUCUUGUGAAAAAUAUAAUAAAUACCGACAAAUUUGAUAGAAAAAUUUAUAUGGAUAGGGUUGAAAAACAAAUGUCUGCCUUUAAUAUAGUAUUUAGUUUGUUACAAACACCACCGCUUGAGGAUAAUCAAAAUAUGCAACUUGAGAAUAUGUUUUCCAAACUUAAUGUAUUGAGUUCUACAAUAAAUAAUGAAUUUAUAAAUUCAAAAGUACAUUAUUGUUAUUCGAAAGUGAUAAAGUUCAGCGACAUUAAACUAAAUGUCAGUAAUAAUCCAAGUAAUCUUGAUAAAAGGCAUAAAAAAGUCAAGUUCAAUAUUCCUCAGGACGAUUCAGACUAUUAGAUUAUUAAAAAUAUUUUUGUUUUAAAUAAAUAUCUUUUUAAAUAUUUAUGUUUGUGAUUAUUUUAAACGAUUCAAUUCAUUAAUUAACAUAAUAUAUAGAGUAUAUCUGAAGGAAAAAAAGUUGUUAAAAAAUAAAAAUAAAAUUUAAAGUGUAUUAAUUAAUCGUUAUAUUAUACUAUAAAUAUCUGAUUAAUUUAAUUUUAUGUAAUACUUAAACGGU